GAGGAUCCGGGAGGCCUCUCCCUACGGGCACCUCCCCUCCUGGCGCCUCCUCUCCGUCAUCGUCAAGUGCGGCGACGACCUCCGGCAGGAGCUGCUGGCAUUCCAGGUGCUCAAACAGCUCCAGUCCAUCUGGGAGCAGGAGCGCGUGCCGCUCUGGAUCCGGCCCUACAAGAUCCUGGUGAUCUCUGCGGACAGCGGGAUGAUCGAGCCCGUGCUCAGCGCCGUGUCCCUGCACCAGAUCAAGAAGCAGUCGCAGCUGUCGCUGCUGGAUUAUUUCCUGCAGGAGCACGGCAGCUCCAACAGCGAGAGCUUCCUGAGCGCCCAGCGCAACUUCGUGCGCAGCUGCGCCGGCUACUGCCUGGUGUGCUACCUGCUGCAGGUCAAGGACAGUCCGUUCCCGCGCGCUCCGCAGGUGAUGGGCGGCCUGGACGGGGACAUGUUCAACUACUACAAGAUGCUGAUGCUGCAGGGGCUGAUCGCCGCCCGCAAGCACAUGGACCGCGUGCUGCAGAUGGUGGAGAUCAUGCAGCAAGGCUCCCAGCUGCCCUGCUUCCACGGCUCCUCCACCAUCCGGCACCUGAAGGAGCGUUUCCACAUGAACCUGACGGAGGAGCAGCUGCAGCUGCUGGUGGAGCAGCUGGUGGACGGCUCCAUGCGCUCCAUCACCACCAAGCUCUACGACGGCUUCCAGUACCUCACCAACGGCAUCAUGUGAAUCCCCAGAGGCAGCAGCAGACACACAGCAAACAAACAAACAAACAAACAACAAAAUUCCCCGGAGGAAAAAGGAAAAAAAAAACCAAAAAAAAAGAAAAAUCCCCCCCCUCCCCGUCCCAGGAAGAAACGGGAGAAUCCCGAGGAAUCCCGAGGUUCCCAGGGAGAAACGGGAGAAUCCCGAGGAAUCCCGAGGUUCCCAGGGAGAAACGGGAGAAUCCCGAGGAAUCCCGAGGUUCCCGUUGUUGUUCCCUGCCACGGAUCCGGGGCCGAGGUUUGGCUGCUCCCGGCCUGGACUCUGCUGAGAGACCGGACGGAAUUCCAUGAAAAAGCCGGGAAAAAGGGCGGGAAAGGAGGGGGGGGGGAGGGGGGAUCCCCCUUUCCUCCACCUGGAAUUCCCUGGAAUUCGCCCCCAGUCCCAUGGAACGUGCAGGAUGGGAAGGGGGAGGGGUCUCCUGGAGGUUGGCAGUCCCAAAAUCCCGGAAUUCCCGGAAUUCCCGGCCCUGUGGGGUCCUUCCCUCUGCUGGGACAGCCAGGGAUGGCUGGGGGGGGGAUUCCCGGUGGGGAAUUCCCAGGUGGGGAAUUCCCGGUGGGAUUCCCGCCAUUCCAGGAAUUCGGGGCUGGGACUCCCCCUCCUUUCCCGGGUAAUUCCAGCCGGGAAUGCGGGGCUGGAAUGUCGGACACGGGGUGGGGGGGGUUUGGGGGCCUGGUCCCGAUCCCAAAUCCCAAAUCCCAAAUCAGGGAGGAUCCAGAGCUUCCCAGGGAGGGAAAAUUUCCUGGAGUUUCCCCUCCCCCUUCCCCCGGGCCUGG
Molecule: messenger RNA, 1524 nt
Organism: Onychostruthus taczanowskii (white-rumped snowfinch)
Lineage: Eukaryota; Metazoa; Chordata; Aves; Passeriformes; Passeridae
Product: phosphatidylinositol 4-kinase beta-like
Exons: 4
Biological process (GO): phosphatidylinositol-mediated signaling; phosphatidylinositol phosphate biosynthetic process
Cellular component (GO): cytoplasm; membrane
Molecular function (GO): 1-phosphatidylinositol 4-kinase activity
Source: RefSeq, a predicted model, not a curated record